GAGAAGCUGUCAGAAAACUAACUUGAUUUGUAGUAGAGUAAUGUCAUUUCUACGCGAAAAUAGGAAUAUUGAUGUGGCUCCGCAGCAUUAACAAUUUCUUCAAGAUCAUUAAAACAAUUGGACGAAAGUGAGUGGUUUGUGUGUAUUAAGAUGUGACGGAAGUUAAAUUAUCUAUUACCAACGAUCGAUAACGCAAAAUAAACGGUGAUAGCAAAUAAUUUGUUUGUGCCCCAUGCUGGUAAAGUGUUUUAAAUUAUGGAAAUUUCUUGGAAAUGGUUAAAUUUGUGUUUAGGGCUGUUGCUUUUUCAACUUUGCCAUGGAUUUCCCGUCAAUUUGGAGGAUUCUGUAGCAGAUCAACACACCCAGCUGUUAACGGGACUCGUAGCAGUUUUAUUGACGGUUUGCAGCGUCGUGCUCCUGGCAGGUUGCCUAUGUUGCCAGCGUAGAAAUGGAUUUAAGGAGUUCCGAGAUAGUCCCGUUGUGGCCUCGGCGGCCUCUAAUUUGGACCAUGGCCACGUUAACCCCAUCGCCAACGGGGAGUUCACGAUAUUCACCCCCCUGUCGACGUCGCCCUACAACAAUAACGUGUUUCUUGCCAACGAACGAAUAAUCACUCGAACGGCCGAAGAUUUUGCAUAUGAAGAUUUCGACGUCAGUUCCUGGUUCAAUGAAUCCGAAAGAGACUUUCCCAGAAUAAAACUGAAGUAUAUCAAGGAACUGGGAAAAGGAUGGUUCGGAAAGGUUGUCGAGGGGGCGGCGAGGGAGAUACCACCAAACGAACAAAGUUGGACCCCCGUGGUGGUGCGGAUUCUUGAAGCUUCUGCCAGUCGUAAGGAGAGGGUUUUAUUUUUGAACGACGCCGCUAUUUAUAGAUGUGGAGCGCAUGCCAAUGUUUUAUCUUUAAUAGGAAGAUGUCUGGACACGGUUCCUUUACUGCUGCUCCAGGAAUACUGUUCUCAGGGAGAUUUGAAAAAUUAUUUAAGAAGCAAAAAGGAGAACGUGGAGCAACUGCUGUCGACCGACUACCCGCUGUUGUGGUGUUGUCAGCUAACGUCGGGACUGAAGCAUCUCCACAGUAACGGAGUCACCCACCCAGAUUUGGCGACUCGAAAUUGUCAGCUGGCCUCCGACUUGACCCUAAAAAUAGGGGACUACAGCCUCUCGGAGAACAAAUACCCCGAAGAUUACUACCAAGGCUCACCGAGAGUACCCGUGCGGUGGUGCUCCCCGGAAUCCCUCACGUGCACCCCAACGACCAUCCAGCCUAAGAAGAUCACCACCGAGAGUAAUAUUUGGUCGUUGGGGGUGACCAUGUGGGAGGUGUGCGAGUGCGGCGGGCAGCCUUACUGCACGUUGAGCGACGACGAGGUCGUUUCGCAGGUUUUCGGCCCGCCCAACGUCCGACUGUCCAGGCCUAGCUUUCCCGUUCUCUACACGGACUACUUGUACCGUCUGAUGCAGCUGUGUUGGAACAACGCCGAAUCUCGCCCCACCGUGUCUCAGAUCGAUCUGAUGCUGUCGGACCUGUGGCAGGUCUAUAAAAACACGAAAUCCAGCACUUUGUCUGUCGACGAAUUCGAUAAGAGAUGGGAACUGUUCAAACCGAAUUCGGUAGUAGUCCCCGAUGCCGAAACGGAAGAUUCCGAAACGAACAUCACCAAACCCCUAUCGCCUAGUCUGAACAACUUGCAUGGGUCGCUGGAUAAUUUACUGGACCCCGGCGACCAAAUGGAGUUGUGGCUGGAAAACGUAACGAAGGGCGGGGAUUUCUCGCUUGCCAAAAGCACAUCGGACGUCGUUUUGAGUAUAGACGACCCGAUAAUAUCGGAAAUGUCCGGCUCGGAGUCGAGCGACCGGGGCAGCCCCAAACAGAAAAAAUCAAAAUUAAAAUCAAAAAUAGACUUCGAUCCGAACAUAAGAUUCCGCGACGGUAACAUCAAACAACCGUACAACUUCUCGGACAGCGCGCUGUUCUCGCAGAGGACGACGAGCAGCGAGAGCGAGACGGAGGACGAGAACUGGAGGAAGAAGGUGGAGAGGGGCGCGUACACCGAGAAGGUGAGGCUGAAGUCGAGAUCGGUGGCGGACCUGAUGAUCCUGACCCACGUGGACUACUCCGAGAGCGAAUCGGAGACGCCCCUGCCCAGCCUGGACCACAGGGUGAACUACAGGAACGUCAGGUACGCGCCCAGGAACAAUCUGGAGAACGCGAGCCUGACUUACGGGAGCGAGGGUAAUUUAUUGAGCGUACACGACACCUUCCAAGAAGAACUGAAGAAGCUGAAGGAGGAGCGUAGGGACAGUCUUCUUUUCGUACCUGAUAAUCAUAGUCAAAAUAGUUUUAAUAAGUUGGAUAGUAGCAGUCAUAAUUUCUCGGUGGGGGAGUUGACGUUGAGCGACCCGAACCUGAACGGCACGACCGACUCCACGAGCAAGCGGCUGAUGCGCGAGCUGAACCGCGUGGCCGAAAUCCAACCGGCCAGUCAAGUUUUUAAUGUGUUCAGUGUUACCAUAGAUAAGUUCAAGCCUAUCCAUGUAAAUAGUUGUACGUUAAGUGACAUUAUCAACUUCAGUGAUAUCGGACCUACUCGUACGUCCGAGCAAAACGGCAAGAGGAAUUACGCAGAAGCGCCCGUCGGGGAAGUGGAUUUCCGUGAUAGAAACAAUAAACGCAUAUCAGAUUUUACUACCGAGACAUAUCCGUCCGCUUCCGACGUCAACGAUCGAAUAACCGAAGCGGACCUGUAUCAAUUAUCAAACGGCGCCUGUUGGCGGGAUAAAAGUACAAAAUCUGACGAUAUCGAACCGUUUCCUCUUAAAGAAACGAGCGAAGCUGUACACACCCCAGAAAUCGACGGAGAGAGUACCGUCGGCACCGUAAACCCCGUAUUCUUUAACGACCUGUUGACUUCUGAUCUAGAAACGGAAUUCUCGUCGGGUAACACGGAGAGCAACACUGAACCUUCGACGCCGGGCACCGUCGUGCAUCGUAGACCCUCGGCAGACGACGACAAACCUCCCGACUGGAAUUUUGCCUGCGAUAUUCACAACUCAAGUGAAACGUCGGACGGCGACUUACAAGAAACGGCGCCCUAUGACACUCGAGUUAACUCCGAAAAAGGUAAUUGCGAGCAAUCGAUCCGAGAAGUGGACGAUAAAUUUGUGGUGCCAAAACUCUCCGAGAUUUCAACUCAAAAAAUUAACGAAUCUCAAGGUACCAACGGAGAGAACAAAGGAUUACCGGAAGCGUCGAAACUACGGGGGAUUAUUCAAAGUAAAAUUUUUAUCGAUAACGAGAUUCUAAUGGAUCGGAUCGCUUCGUUUUCUAACCACGCGAAGGAUAGUGAAUAUGGUGAAUUCCAAAAUGAGGGUGGCGUUGACUCGAACAAGGUACAUCAAAUCGAUGAAAACAAAGGUUUUGAUGUGAAAAACGAUUUUGAGGUGUCGCAAGAUGAGACACUUUGCGAAGCGAAGAACGACGCUCUAAUACCGAAAUUAUCGGAAAUUAUUAAACGUAAAGGGUUUAUCCUCGCUGAAAAUUCACCCUCGGAAACUGAUAAACACCUACCGGAUUUAAAACUGGGCCCGGAUACAGAGUUUUCCGAAUUUCCCGAAGUUAUCCAAAUUAACAAUAUUUAUGAACAGAGCAAAGAAACCGAGAACUUAAUCUGUGAACAAAAACAUCUUCAAAAUCCAGACGUUGUCGAUUUAAAUGACGUAAUCCUUAUCGACGUAAACGGAGCCUCCGACGAAGAAAAAAAAUCGCAAGUGCCAAAGGAAUACGAAGAUUUACGUUGUGAAACAAAAAGUAACGCACGGGUGCCAAAAUUAUCGGAGAUUAUUAAAAGUAAAAUUGGCGGUGACGAAAAUUCAAAGGGUACAUAUCAAGUUAAUCCACACGACGAGGCGAUUACGGAAGGGAACAGUCGUCUUCCAAGUUCAGAGUGUGCCCCGCCCGAAAUCGAAUCUUUUAGUGACCAAACUGGGUUCGAAGAGGCAAAAGAUAAGUCGGUCGAGGAUUCAAGUCACGACGUACAUGAAAAAUCCCAAAGUACGAGUGGAGUUGACGCAAAUACCGUCAUUGGUCAGGUGGAAAAUUCAAGCUGCGAGGAACACAAAAAUGUCGAUCUAGACGACACGGUCCUUAUUAAUGUGAAGGAAGCUCCCGAAAAGAACGAUAUUCAGAUUUCCGAGAGGACUGAUUCUCAUCACUUUGAACCACGUACGGUUGGUUUAAACCGAAAACCGCAAGAAUUCCGAAAUAAGAAUAGCGUCGAUGUGAACGACAUAUUCCUCAUGGAUAAGAUUUCAGAAAAGGAGAGCCAUCUGGAGGAAUCGAUAACAAACAUUCUGAUAAAUACUGUAAGCUCGGUAGAAAAUUCAAACCGAGGAUUAGAGGAACACAGAAAUAUCGAUCUCAAUCCUAAAGAGAACAAUUUAAAGAUUCUCGUCGGAAAUGCUUCGGAUUACAGUGAAUUUGAUGCAGUCGAUUCAACUGAAGGCUGCGAAUCUCAAGAAAAAUUGCAGAAAAAGGAUAUCGUUGAUUUAAACGAGGUGGUUCUCAUUGAUCUAAACAAAGCUACCAGGGAGGGCAAUUCUCAGAUUCCCGAAAGUGGCGAAUCCAAACCAAAUGCAUUUGAUUCAACCGAAAUUCUCGGACCACAAGAAAGAUUCCAAAAUAUUAUAGAUUUAAACGAAAUAGUUCUUGUUGGUGUAAAUGAUGCACCCGAAGAGAACAAUUUUCAGAUUCCGGAAAGAAAUGGAUUCGAACCAAAUGCUGUUGAUUUAAUUGGAAACGUCAAACUUAAAGAAACGUUACAAGAAAUUAAUAUCGUCGAUUUAAACGAGAUAGUUUUGGCUGAUGUAAGUGAAGCUCGUAGAGAGAACAACUUGAAUUUUUCUGAGAAAAGUGAUUUCGAAUCUAACGCAGUUUGUUCGUCGGAAACCUGCAAACCACAAGAAAAAUUCCAAAAUCAUCAAGAUAUCGUCAUCGUAAGCGAAACUUCCAAAAUCGAGAAUAAUUUGCAGGUACCGAAACUCUCCGAAAUUAUUCUCUGUAAGCGAGACAUAAGUGACCCUUUGCUGAAAGCAGAAACAGUUUUAAAUGGAGAUUCAGCCGAGACGAUAGUUGAACUGUCCGAGGAUACGCUUAACAAAAAUAUCGCGUCUGAAAGUUCAGGAAAAGACCAAAGUGAUACAGAUAGAUCCACCGAACAAAAUGAAUCUCAUAUAUGUGAUACGAACGAUUUUCUCGAAUCUAAGAGUACCGACGAAAGAAAACACACCGGGUUUAUUGAAAACGAUGGUUCCUCAGAAAAUUUCAAAGUUAAUUCGAUAACGUUCGACUCGAGCGGUGACCAGGAGCUAGCAGUACCCAGCGCUUCUAAUUUAAGCGUUUUCACGAGCACCCCCGCGUCGCAGAAAAAUUUCAUUCCACGGAAAGACGCUCAUUCGAAUUUAAAACUGUUCGAUACACCGACGGCAAAGAGAGAGAACAAGACCUUCUGUUCCGAUCUGGUUCCUUUGGAUACCAGCAAAGAACUGAAUUAUUCCCUAGAGACUUGGGAUAGCUUCUUAGGAAAAACGUUGGACGCCCAGAAGGAUGUACAGAACGAAAACCUAUUCGACAGUUUUUCUUCGGAGCCCCACAGCCUUCUGUUCGUCGAGAAUGGGAACGACUUGGUGCAACCGCACGAAUACGCCGAAGCGAAGAACGAACCUAACGUUAAUAACGGCACUUUCGUUAUCGAAGCCAAAAACGAGAACACCUUUGUUCUAGAUAACGAGUCGAAGAACGAAACGUUCGUUUUGAACAAAUCAGAGUCCGAAACCGAAGAUGCGGUGGAUAACGCGGCUUGGGGAAGCGGCGGCGGAUGGUUCCUACACCCUCAAACCGGCAACAAGGAACCGUCCGGGACGAUGGAAGUUAGGGAGAAUGCCGGCAGUUACGUCGGUUUUGGCAUAGACGACGAAAUCAUGGCGGCGAUCAGGAACGAGCUUUUGAAUAAACUGCCACACGCUCAAGUAGCGCCGAGCGAGAAAGUUGCGGAGGUGGAGGAGUGGGACUCUGGCGAAAAGAACGAGGUCUUCCUGAAGUACAACAUUUAUAAUCCGCCCCUGUCGCCGAUCAUCGAGGAGAGUUACAUUGAGGAGUGCGAUAUCGUUUCGCCCAGACAAGAAAGCGAUAAUGAGGAGAGCGAAUGGUCGGAACCCGAUCUGCCGGAAACGUUACCCCCGGAAGCGGAAAGUCAGUCCGCCCACACUUACGACAGUCAGAUGAAGGGGCCCCACCAUCGACACACCCCCAGCCAGGACUCUUGCUGUUCCAACGAUACGCUUUUCAACCUUGAAGAUCUGACGUGCGUCGCCGGAGACGCCGAAAAGGAAAAUGAUCUCGUAAAAUGUGACGUUCCCGAAACGGAAGUUCCAGUCGAGAAUAUAUUGGAAAGUAAUGAGGUUACGUUCGAAGAGAUAUGCGUGGACUUCGAGGAAAAAACCCCAAACACGAUUCCCGAUAACGUUAACGAGACGGGUGUAAAAUCCGAGACAAAUAACAACACCAAAGACGAGAAUUUAAAUAGCACGAAUGCGGAAGAAACGGAGGACCUCCAGACGGGUUCCAAUUUGAAUAUCGAAGGUGAUCGGGGGAGAAACGCGUCCGAAAUGAAAAAUAACGAAAGCAGGGAUUAUAUAAGCGAAUUCAUCACCCAAGAAAUCGAACACAGUUCUAAACAGUCCAGCGAAGGAUCAAGUUCCGAAUCGACGGAAGGAAACGCGAUGGUUUUCAAGAAGACCCAAGUCGCCCCGCUACCGUCUCCCGAGGAUAACCCCUGGAAGCAACUGCCCGCCUCCUUGUUGAGCUACGACAAAGUAAUCUCUCAAAACAAUUCGCUACUCUUGCCCGCGACUGAAUCAAACGACGUAGUACCUGAAUUCAACGAUCUUCCCGAACCCAAUGGUAUAACGGAAUCUCAACACGAACCCGUCGGCGAGGAGUGCUCGACGUUUCAAGACGAUGACGUUCACGGGAACAUCAAACACGAACAACCGGAUUAUGAAAAUAUCAAAGUGAAGGAACCGUUCUACGAGAACGUGAAAGACGCCCCGCCGGUUUACGAAAACGUGAAAGACGCGCAACCCGUCUAUGAAAACUUCGAUGUUUCCAGCGAUAUUUAUAACGAAGUGGACUACGUGAACAUAGUGAAUCUGGAGAACAGCAAGAAUAACGUCGAGUACAUGAACGAGAAGAAAGACUGUGCCGUCUGCGAUCAGGACGAUAAUAAAAUCGAGACCGGCCGCGACGAGGACAUAUUCGGCAUGCUGACCGAUAUAAAAUUCAACGGGCCCACCGAAAACCAGUUAAUUUCGACGUCGUUCAGCGAGAGCAACGAUAUCAACGACGAACAGGAUUGGGACAGCGGUUCGGACACGAGGUCGAGUUCUAGCGGCGAGUUUAUUUGGAAGGAGGGGGAGCAUGAGGAGUCUCUCAAGGCCCUACGAGCUGCCCCGCAAGACGUGUUGGAAGACGUCAAACCGAUGGAAGGGAUAGCGGAGGAGAGCACCGACGAUGAGAGCGACGUGAGCAGCGGCACCAGCGAUGAGGAGGGGGAGGCGCCCGAGUUUGUCCCGUCUGCGUGGGAUAAGUUUGCCACCCCGAUGAAGUCAGCCCUCAGGUCGCCGGAGAAAACCCUCGGAAAGACGGAGAAGAAUAAAUCGAAAGGCGUUUGGUUUAAGAAACAAAAGUACCACUGUGUCUAUGAAUAUCCAAGGGAACCCGAGAGCCCCGUUUUACAGAGUCACGAUUUAUGGAAACCUCAAUUGGAUUACAGUUCGUUUACAGACUGGGAAUUUGACGCAGACACAUAUUUCCCCACAUCGGUGGACGAUAACGAUAUUUUCCCAAGUGGGUAUAGCUACCAACCCAAAAGCGUUUCCAGUAGAAAUCUGUACCAACUGACCAAUAUAUCUGAUUUUGUCCCAAGUAUCGCCGGCCUGGAAGACGAGUUUUUCGUUAGUAGUUCCGCGAGGCCCUUCGACGCCGUCAGUAAUCUGAGCUCGCAGUUCUUCCCGGGCGGCUCCGCCUGGAACGGGGAGAAUGCGACCCCGGACAGCGGCAUGGAAGACGGCACGCCGGGCAGCUCGACGGAGACGAACGAACCCGACGUAAAGACGCAUUUGGUCGUGAGUCUGAAGAACUUGGCGUCGGAGGCUGUUAAAAAAAGUAAGCAGACGAGCAUCAAGAGCAACGACUCCCUAGGCGGCCUCAGGCACACCAGGAACAAGUUAAAAUUAGAUCUGCCGCCAAGUCCGAGCGCUUUCACCUCUACGAAGAUGUUCACCGUGGAGCCCAUGCCGGAGCCGGUGAUCAGGGAGAAGCCGACGUUUACGACGUUUGGGAAGAGCAGGUUUUCGGUCCAACAUGUGGAUACGCCGCCGGACGAAUCGAAGAAUAAGAACGUCUCGUUCGAGGCCUUGCCGUACAAGCCGUUGGCAGAAAUGGAGCCCUGCGAGGAUGUCGAUCACCAAAGCAAGUUCAGCCGGGAAAAGCACAUUUUACAGGAUAAAUUCGAUUGCGGCAAAGGGCACAGCGAGUUCAUAAGGGGAGAAGCUAGUUUGCUGGACAGCGCAGACGAAGAUAGCGGCAUCGAGUCCAGCACGCUCGAGAGAAAAACGAGUAACUAUGGCCUGCUGCAGUGAAGCAGUAACUUCUUUGUUGGAAUUGAUUUUUGUUGUUACGGGAACGUAAAAGGGCCGGAUAUUUAUCUUUUUUGUCUGUUUAAAAUUUUGAAUUCUGUUUUUAUCACUUUUAUUCCCAAUUUAAGAAAUUUUGGGGUUAAAUGAGAAAUUUUAAUUCGAACUUGAAACUUUGUGUUUAAACUCGAAAUUUCGCAAUUUAACUAGAAAUUUCUCGCUUCUACUUUGAAUUUCGUUUAUCAACUUGAAAUUUCAAGUUUUUGAAU
Anoplophora glabripennis (Asian longhorned beetle) is the source of this 8960-nucleotide messenger RNA. RefSeq lists its product as uncharacterized. The record is from RefSeq and is a predicted model, not a curated record. Gene Ontology annotation, biological process: protein phosphorylation. Bases 256 to 8697 code for a protein of 2813 amino acids. Gene Ontology annotation, molecular function: protein kinase activity; ATP binding. Lineage: Eukaryota; Metazoa; Arthropoda; Insecta; Coleoptera; Cerambycidae. The transcript is spliced from 17 exons.